Molecule: messenger RNA, 10347 nt
Organism: Diorhabda sublineata
Lineage: Eukaryota; Metazoa; Arthropoda; Insecta; Coleoptera; Chrysomelidae
Gene: sfl
Product: bifunctional heparan sulfate N-deacetylase/N-sulfotransferase
Exons: 13
Coding region: 460-3156 (898 amino acids)
Cellular component (GO): Golgi apparatus
Molecular function (GO): heparan sulfate N-sulfotransferase activity; deacetylase activity
Source: RefSeq, a predicted model, not a curated record
AGAAAUAAUCUUCAAAGAGAGAGGAACUCACAGUAGUCAAAUAAAAGAUCGGUGAACUUCAGAGGAAGUGGGUCUUUAAACAAAAAUAAUUUUCAAAAGUAAAAUUCGCGAGUGUAUCUAAAUCAAAACAUUGUGGUGAAUAGUCAGCCGUUAGUAUCAAUAUGUGAACACAUCAAACAAAUUAAAGAUUUAAUAAUUUGAAGAAAAUUGUGAACUACCAAGUAAUGUAUUUACAAUGCGAAGUUCCACUUAAACUCAACUAUGGUAUGUUGGAAGGAAUAUCAAAGAAAAAUGGCAAGAAAAUGUUUGUGUUGUGAUUUUCAAAUUUGGAAACACUGCAAAUGGCGGACUGUUGAUAAAACGAGAUAAUAUUUAUAAUUAAAAAUAAUUUCACAUUCCUUUAUUGUGCCAUACACACAUAAAUUAAUCGGUAGUUUUAAAGCUAAAAAAAAGUGAAAUAUGUCUGAAGAUUCUCGGCCACUUUUGGGAUCUCUGCGACACCAUCAUUCGAUGAGAUCAAUCUACCAAAGGAUCAGAAUUCUGAGACCGUCAUCUUUAAGAAAAUGCGUAUUUGCAAUUGUGUUGUUUUCGUUAAUAUUAAUUAUUAUUUACUCAAGACAGACGCGCUCACCUUAUUUAACCAAAUUUAUUCAAAGAUCAACGAGACCGGAACCUAACAUACGAUGUGGUGUUAUGAACGGACCUCGGGUUUUACAAAAUCACGAUCACAAAACUGAUGCAAGACUGCGUAGCUACCCGAAAGUUUUAGUUUUCGUAGAAACUAUGUAUUCUCAGUUAGGUAAAAAUAUAGCUGAGCUUCUUGUCCAUACUAGAUUAAAGUACAAAAUUGAGGUUAGUGGUAAAAGUGUACCAGUACUCACUAACUUAGAUAAGGGUCGAUAUGGUGUGAUAGUCUUCGAGAAUUUUAAUAAAUAUCUACAAAUGGACAACUGGAAUCGAGAACUCCUCGACAAGUACUGUCGAGAAUACUCUGUCGGUAUUAUUGGUUUCAUCACACCCGAAGAAGAAACAUAUGUUGGUACUCAACUUAAGGGAUUCCCAUUGUUCAUACACACCAAUCUUAGAUUAAAAGAUGCAGCACUAAAUGCAGCUUCGCAAAUAUUGAGAUUAACCAGAGCCGGAGAAACAGUCUGGGGUGAACUACCAGGGAACGAUUGGACCGUGUUUCAAGCUAAUCAUUCAACGUACGAACCUCUAGAGUGGGCUACUAGAAGUGAUUAUUUCCAAAUUAAUGAUAGUGGUUCUAAAGUUCCACUUCCUACAGUUAUCCAAGAUCACGGUCUAUACGACAAUAUCCAAAGAGUUAUUUUUGGUUCUGGAUUGAAAUUUUGGUUACAUCGACUACUGUUCUUAGAUAGUUUAAGUUACCUUAGUCACGGUCAACUAAGUUUGUCCCUCGAAAGAAAAUUUCUAGUUGAUAUCGAUGAUAUAUUCGUAGGAGAAAUUGGGACUAGAAUCCGACCAGACGACGUCUUAGCCCUGAUUGAUACACAAGACAGAUUGGCGAAUAUGGUUCCCGGAUUCAAAUUUAAUUUAGGUUUUUCCGGAAAGUAUUUCCACCAUGGCAACAAUGAAGAGGACAAAGGCGAUGAUUUAAUAUUGGAAAACGUAGACAAAUUCAUGUGGUUUUCCCAUAUGUGGAAUCAUCAACAACCGCAUCUCUAUGACAACCUCACUUUACUCAUGGAAGAUAUGAUGUUGAAUAAAAAUUUCGCCAAAGAAAAUAGAAUACCAAUCGAUUCGGGUUAUUCGGUUUCGCCGCAUCAUUCUGGCGUGUACCCAGUUCAUGAAAGUUUAUAUACGGCUUGGAAAAAAGUUUGGAAUAUCCGAGUAACGUCCACAGAAGAAUAUCCUCAUCUAAGACCGGCUAGAUUGAGAAGGGGAUUCAUACACAGAAAUAUAAUGGUGUUACCGAGACAAACGUGCGGGUUAUUCACCCAUACUAUGUUCAUAGACAGGUAUCCUGGAGGUAGGGAAAAACUAGAUGAAUCUAUACAGGGCGGUGAACUAUUUCAGACCAUAGUAUAUAAUCCAAUAAACAUAUUCAUGACCCAUAUGUCGAAUUAUGGUAACGAUAGACUAGGUUUAUAUACGUUUGAGUCUGUAAUCAAAUUCGUACAAUGUUGGACCAAUAUUAAAUUAACUUCAGCGCCUCCUUUACAGUUAGCUGAAAGUUACUUUAAACUCUAUCCUGGUGAAGCAGAUCCUGUUUGGGGAAACCCAUGUGACGAUCAACGACACCAAAAAAUUUGGUCUAGAAAUAAAUCAUGCGAUUCGCUUCCAAAGUUUUUGGUAAUCGGUCCUCAAAAAACUGGCACCACUGCGCUUUAUACAUUCUUAUCACUACAUCCAGCUAUAGCUAGUAACUUACCAAGUCCUACUACAUUCGAAGAAAUACAAUUUUUCAAUGCUCAUAAUUACCUGAGAGGAUUAGAUUGGUAUAUGGAUUUUUUUCCUACCGAUUCUAAUUCUUCAGCCAAAUAUUAUUUUGAAAAGAGUGCUACGUAUUUCGACGGUGAAUUAGUACCCAAAAGGGUACAUGCUUUAUUGCCGCACGCCAAACUUAUAACUAUCCUAAUAUCUCCUGCUAAAAGGGCGUAUUCUUGGUAUCAACAUACGAAAGCGCAUGGUGAUAUAAUUGCGAAUAAUUAUAGUUUUCAUCACGUCAUAACUGCCAGUGAUACAGCUCCGAAACCCCUGAGAGAUUUAAGAAACAGAUGCUUAAAUCCAGGGAAAUACGCGCAACAUCUGGAAAGAUGGUUAACUUAUUUUCCAUCACAAUCAGUUCACAUAAUAGACGGAGAAGAAUUGAAGAAUAGUCCUGUAGAAGUUAUGAAUGAACUUCAAAAGUUUCUGAAGAUCAUGCCAUUUUUCAACUACACCCAACAUUUAAGGUUUGAUCCAAAAAAAGGUUUCUACUGCCAAGUAAUAACCGGAGACCAUACCAAAUGCCUUGGACGCAGCAAAGGUAGACAGUAUCCUCCCAUGGAGGAAAAAUCCCACAAGUAUCUACAGAGGUACUACUUAAGUCAUAAUACGGCCCUAGUGAAGUUAUUCAAAAAAAAUGGAAUUCGAAUUAUACCAAACUGGCUCAAAGAAGAUUUAUCUGAUAAUACUGAUAAUAAUUCUAAUUAAUUUUUUAUUUUUGUUUUAUUUAUUGAUUAUCCUAGAUUAUUCUAGUAGUAGUAGAUUAUCCUAGCUACCAUAUUCUAUUGAAAAUGCAUAAUAAUUCAAUAGAUGUACUCGAAACGUUUUUCACAAAAAUAUAUUAUAUAGUUUCGAAACAGAAAUGCAUUACAUUAAUGUUUAUUUUUCAAAUACUUGUACCUAAAUAAGUACAAAAAAUAGAUUUUGAUUACUGUAUACUCAUACAAUACGUUUAAUCAUGCAUUAAACCAUACAAUUGAUCUACUUUUAUUUUGAUUCAAAUACAAGAUCAUAAUUUUCGCUUUUCUCUUUUAAUAAUUAUAGUGUUUUCAUUUUAGCUCAAUUAAUGCGAAAGGAAAAACAAUCUGCUCUUUAAUGGCAUAAACCCUUGAAUUUUGGGGUGGAGAAUACUGGGUCCGGUCCAUUCCUUAGACCAUACAGUUACAUAGACUUAUACUUUGACCGGGAAAGAGACUGUACUGUUCAAGAUGUUGUUAGUUUUACUUGGUUUUGAAUCAUUAUUGAAUAAUAUACAAUUACAAGAGCUGCUACUUUGGCCGAGAAACUAGCUUUACAUGAUUCUAUAAUCCCUUGGAGGGUUUCAGUUACUCAAGAAGUAUUGAAAAGUAUUUUCAGUACCUUUAUGGUUCAAAGAAUCAAAAAUAUUUUCUAUUUUGUUUAAGUAAUCGAAAUCCGUUUAUUAAUCCCUGAAAAAAAAUAAUUAAAGUAAUUUUAUUCUCUCAUCCUAAUUGGAAAGCAGAAAAUAGUAUGAAUUGGAAUUGAUAUUCGAAUUCCCGUCGAUUAGGUUAGUCCUAAUAGAUGUUUUGCCAGUUUUCUUUUGCUAGGGAAAGUAGCGAUCAAAGUAACUGUGGUCUAAGGUUCCAUCUGUUUCAGUCAUUUAUGAAAUUUGUUGUUUGUAAUACUACCACCUUAAUGUGUCUCCACUCAAUCACAGUCAUAUUCGAAUUUCCAUUGGUCACUUUAGUCUCAAUAGAUGUUUUGCCAGUUUUCUUUAGAGGAGAAUAGGAGAGAAAUAGCAGUCCAAGUAACUUCAAUUUGUUGCCAGUGUACUGUCCUUUCAGUUUGUGUGUCGGGAUAGGUAUCGGAUAUUUAUUUGUAAAUAAAAAUAUUAUUAGGCAUUCUUUAAUAAUGGUAAUAAAGGACAAUCUGCUUAACGUUUAAAUAAUGCCUAGUAAAAUAGAAGAUUGAACAGUAUUUUUUACAACUUUAUUAUUUAUAAAUUAUUGUAUAAAUAACAUACUUCUGUUUACCAGUCAUUAUCUAAGUUAUGUUAUAAGGUCUAAAUUAAUUUCUUGUAGGCAAAUAUUGUCUCGAAGAAAUAUGGAUUUAUUUAAAGCAACUAAAAUAUACAUACGAGGUGUGAUAACAAAAUAUUGUUAUUUUAUAAAAUUCAAAUUCAUAUCCACGAAACUACUGCCUUGGUUAACAAUGUACUUAUUCCAAUGUUGAAUCCAGAAGCGACUUCCAUAUGCUCUGUCUUGAUCUUGUCAAUGUGAAUAGUAGGAAAAUCUCUUUUUAAAUAGCCUAUACCACUUGUCACUACAGACAAAUUUCUUGAGCUUCUUUGGUACUAAAUGAAAUUUAUUUAUUAUUUAAUUCUACAAUAUUAGAUGUACAUACUGCAAUAAAAAUUCAUUGAUCUUAUUUUAUUAUCACCCCUCGUAUAUUUUUUAAUCUGUACCUUUGAAUAAUUUUGUAUAUUACUUGUAUAUUGAUUAUAUUUUAUUUUUGUACUUAGAUAUUUUAUUCUGUGUAUUUUUAUUAGGAAUUCAAUGAGAAGAUUGAACUUUAUGUUCGGUUUUGUAGCUGUUACAAUAAUUAUUUUCGAAAUAAUGAAUUAAACCAACUUUAUAUUGCAACUCAUUUGAUAAUGUCUUUUAAAAAAAUGUUUUCAACUUGUCAAUUCCCUAUAACAUCUCUAUUUGUCCAAUCAGUCAGGUUCUAUGUGUUUUAUAAUAUCAUCUUCUCAUCUCAUUUGAGGCAAUCUUCUUCUUUAUAUUUCCACGCUCUCUAAUUCUUGAUACGUUUGUUUCUACCAACAUUUAUCCACAAAAUUUUCCCACGUAGCACACUUUUUGUUUUUGUAUUUAUAUCCAUAUUCAGGAUUCGUAAAUGAGAAAAUUGAUUGGUAAGUUGAAAUUUUUGCACAAACAAAUCCAUGAAUUCUUGGAUGAAAUCCAUUGCAAUAUUUCACUAUAACACGGAUUCGAAUUUUCGAUUCAAUUACAACUGCUACAAUCACUUCUCGCAAAGAAUAAGUUCAAACGAAUGGCAACAUUCAAGAUUACACUGUCUGACGCGCGUUUCGUUAACCAAGUUUACGUCUUCAGAGACUGAAGGUAAACAGUUUACUGAACACUCUAGUUUAUACUACCAAUACACCAACACUCACAACUACACUGUCAGUUUACUUUCUGAAGACGAUAACUUAGUUGUCGAAACGCGCCUCAGACAGUGCAAUUGUGAGUGUUGGGGUAGCGGUAGUGUAAAUAGUGUUUCAGUAUGAAUAUCACUAACGGUUCCAGAAGUUCCAACUUAAUCACUAGGAUAAUAGACUAUGAAUCAAUUAAAAUUAUAUAUUAUGUGUUAAAUGAACGUUUAGAAGCUGUACUAAUUAUGUGAUUGUAUUUGUGAACCAUUGAUAUAGACAGUGAUUAAAAAAAUGAAAAUGUCGUGUAAAUAUCGAUGGUUUACAUGACACAUGAGAUAGUUACGAAGGGGAAAUUUAGAGAAACAUAUAAAUAGCAGAAUAAGUUGGAGAAAAGCUCUCUUUUGUGUCUCUUAGGCAGUUUGAUCUCUGAGUGGUGUUGUUUUAUUUAUUGGUAUCAAUAAAAGGAACAAUAUAAAUGUGUCGAGAAGUACCUGCACAGUGUAUUAUCAACAUUAUCACGUAUUUGUACAGUUUGGUUAUUCAACUGUACGACCCAGCUAAUUUUGUUUCAAUUCCGACCAAUUUCUACCAAUAAUUCAUGCAUUUGGUCCCUGUGUGCAUUGGUAAUAACCAUAUUAAACACACUGUUCACACUACCACACUAACAGUUACACUAAACUUCUUAGUUCACCUUCAGUCUUUGAAGACGAUAACUUUGUUAUCGAAACUCGUGUCUGACAGUAUAGUGGUAAUAAAAACAGUGUGUUCAAUAAAAUUACUACUUUAGAGUUUAAAUUUCGUCAAAUAUGGCCUAAACCAUUAUCUAGUUUUUCAUAUCAUUUCCAUCUCAUUCUAAUUUUCUUAAAACUUCCUGUAGAGCCUCAUUUGGUAUUUUGAGAUACUUAUGAAUUAAUCAUAUUAGAAUAUUUGAUGAAUCGAUGAAAAUUAUAUGGCAAAUAAUUCGUAAAGAUGACAUAUCAGUGUAUAGUGGCAAUAUACUUCUUUUUGUAUUAUUACUAUAAUAAAAAAUAUUUUGGAAAAAUAUUUUCAAUACCUAGAAUUCAAUUGAACAAUUUAGAAUAUUGCAAAAAGUUGAAAUUAUAAAUCAAAGUGCAGUUGCCAUAAUGUGAGGUAUUAAAAAAUAUUGGACCCAGAUAAACUUCCAAUAAUUUGUCUUCAUUCAUUUGUUCAUAUUGGUAAUUCUCAUAAAUCUAUUUAAAAUCGAUUUGAAUAGAUUAAAUAAUUAUGAAAUCUUAUCAUUUUUUUUUUUAAAUGUAGAAUAAAAAAUUCGGCUAGGUUAAAUUAACCUACCAAUUAUGGAGUAAAACUAAUAUUGCAGUUUGAACAUGACUGAAAAAAUACUUACAUCAAUAUGUAAGUAAUCAAAUUAUUGUAGUAGUAAUCACAGUUCAAUUAAAACAAUAUGAGUUUACAAAAAAUAUUUUACUUCUUUGGAAAUUAUUGAAAUAUCUCAGUGUGAUUCUUGAACAUUGUUUUGAACAAAGCUCAAAAAAUUAUAACCUACAGUUUACGGUAGCUCUCAAAAAUCAGAUCCACAAUGUCUUCUCAUUGAUUCUAACCCAAAAUACUCAAAAUUUAGCUGAAAUAACAUCCUCUUCUGAUCAGUUUUGGGGCUUGAAAGUUUCAAUAAGCAAAAAACGUAGUCUGAAUGUCGUUACCUCUUAACUCAUCAUCCCCUCACUUUUAUUCAAAAUGAGGGAAUUACAAAACAAAUCAUAACCUAAAAAAAUCUCACAACAUAACCUUUCGUUACCAGCUAGCUUAUCGCUACGCUUUCUAACCUCUAAAAACUUGAAGUCAGUUCGCCAUUCCGAACAAGUAACCGUACUACCAACUGUCAAAAACUAAUGCGAGUAUUACCAAAGUUCUUAAAAAUAUACCUACUUAUGGACUGUUGGUAACGCUGUGAGGUAAUGACUAUUUUUCAUAGGGUAAAUAUCGAAUUAACAUUGGAUAAGUAUUUAAUGACUUAUGAUCCUAAAUUCAGAGAAAUUUUGAAAGUUUGUUGUAUUUACAAUAGACAAGUCAUAGUUCCGAACAGAUUUUUUUAAAACUUUAGACAAAGUUCUAAUCCUGAUAUCGAGACAUAGUGAGGGAAGGAUUUUCAUAGUACUAUAUAUGUUUAAUUCCUCACAAAUUCCCGUACAAUCCCAUAGUUAUUACCAACAAAUUUUUCCUUAAUUUUCACUGCCUAAGAUGGAAUAAAAUGAAUGUUUCGAAUUCAAUUCUUCUACUCUCUUUACUCAAUUAUUAUGUCUAUCUACACUUACUGGUGUAAGACAUGGGGUUGAGUCUUUUGUUUGUGCUGGUACCUCAUCUAUUUUCUCCCCUCUGUUUCAGUGGCUUUAUUGAUUUCUUCCAUCCUCAUCUUUAUUUAUUGUUCUUACUUCUAGCAUUCUUUUCAUCCUUUUCAGUUGUCCGAACCAUCUUAGUUGAUUUUCUCCUAUGUAUUGUUUUGAAUUCAACAUUUACCAGUAUGUUCUUAUCUUUAUCUCUCAUAUUCUUAAAGGUUACAUUUUUCUUUUCUGUUGUUUCCUCAUGAUGUUAUAGGAAAGCUUUGGAUUGUCUCUGUAUGAUGAUGUCAGUUUCAUCCCAAAGCUUUUGAGAGGAUAAAUAAAUGUAUUGAAUUCAGUUCUUUUUAUUCUAUUUGAAAUAUUUUAUCUGGGUCCAUUUACACACAGUUCAGAUCCAUAAAUAUUUUACUACAUCUGCAGAUCUGUGCUGUGUGUUCUAAAAUAAUUACAGUAAUACAUAUUCGUAUUUAAAUAUGUAAUUAAAUGAAUAUGAACGUGCAAUAGAGUAUUCGCGUCCAGUGAUAGAGCUUGAAAUGAGUAGAUGUUAAAUAAUCUUGGUGUAUUCUUUCUGUACAAAAUGUGUUUGUUUAUUCUAAUGUUAUGUUUUAUAAUAUUUCUUAAACAUAUCUCUAUGACUGAAUGUUACAAUUUUUAUAACUUGAAACAUUCAAUUGAAUAAUAACAAAACAGAAAUAUUCACAAAAUAGAACAAAAUUCUAUGAAGGGUUAGUUUUUGCUUUUUAAUAUAUAUGCUACUGAAAAAUAAGAGAAACAAAUAAAAAUUGAAACUAUUUUCUUACAAAAAAAAACUGAACUCACCGUUUAAUACUGCUACACCAACACAAACACAUUGUCCGGUCCUUCGAGCCGGAUAUGAACCAGCGACUCAUUGUAGAAUGUAGUGCUGGUAGUAAAUUGUCCAGGGGGUAACUAUAGGCUGCGACUUUAUCUGCUUUUAUCAAGGAUCAUUUACAGUCAUCUAGUUCCAGAGUCCUUAUAAACUCCAAUAUCUACGAUGACUUCAAGUACUUCACAUCUUCAUUCCUACAAAUCUUUGUAGUUUGUAAUUGCAGAAUAUUCUGUAACUGGAUGAUCUGGAGUUUCUUCUUCUUCCCCAUAAAAUUUCUGCUAAACCAAGUUAUUGAAAAGUUCCAAAAGUUUUUUUUAUAAUAACCCAGUCUUAAAAAAUUUUAAUAAAACGAAAUCCUGGCUUUGCAGUAACAACCAACAAUGGUUGAAUGUUAUGUAUGGUCGUUAAUGGUAUGCGGAGUAUAGUCGUGGACUCCAAAGGCCAGGAAGAUGAACCAACUGGAGGCAUUCGGAAUGUGGCUUCAGAGAAGAAUGCUUUGAACUCCAUGUUAUAAACGAGAAUGUACUACGAAGAGCAAACGUCAGAAAGUAACAGUUGUGGCUCAGAGAUAUUCGAGACUGGACCGGCAUAACAAGGGAUGCUGAACUUUUUCUCUUGGAAGAGGACCAUGGUGAUUGCCAAUGUCAAGGAGACCGGACAAGGCACGUGAAAGGAGGGGUCUUGGAAACAUCUGCCAAAAUAAUUCUUUUCCAGAUUAUUCCUUAUCCUGGAACCCUGGAACAGGUUCCAGCCAAGUCUGGUGCAAUGGUAAUAUUGUUCGGUAUCAUUAUCAUCAACAAUUCUUAAUUGCAAGGACAAAACUAUGAUUCGUAAUGCUGUAAAAAAUUGCUGAAUCUAGUGAACUCUACACAGUUCGUCAAUAAAUUUUUAUCCUUGUGGUAGCUAGAAAUUUAACGAAAAUUGAAAUUAUGGGGAAUGUACUAAGUAUUUAGAGAAUAUGAUCGUUAUAAAUCUACACAUUAAAUUAUGAUUUGUUUGAAUGAAUUGAAUGUUUCAAGUUUAGACAGAUCGAAGUAAUAAUUUAUUCAAAACUUGUACAUAAAUAUGUGUGCCAUUAUUGUAAACGGUUCAUAGUAAACUGGAAACGCGAUAACUGAAAUAUGUAUUUUUAUUUGUAAAAAAUUUUAUCAUUUUUUUAUAAAUAAGGUAAUGGAUGGAAAUUCUUUUAGUUAAAUUUCCUUUCUGAAAAUUCUGUUUACAAAAUGUUUCUGAUGCAAAGGUGUAUUAAAAUUUUCCAUAACUUCAAUUUGAUUAAUUUUUCUAGUAAAUUGAUUGAAAGUUUUUAAUUAUUGACCUUAGAGCAAUAUAUUAUUAAAUAUCAAAAUAAAGAAGUUGAGAUAUGGUUUAAAGUCUUCAAAAAAUUAGUAUGAACCGACUUACAAAAACUUAAAUGAACUACAUAAUGGUGAAUAUUCACGGUUUAAAUGUAUAAUCCAUAGAAACUUUAAAAUUGUAAUUUUUAUACAUUUUUUAUAAAAAAGUUCAUAAUUUUAUAGCAAAUAUUUUGUUGUAUUUCAAAUCUGUUGACUAAUUUUUUUUAAAGUUACUAUGGCUAAUUUUCAUUGUCCAAGAAUAUUGAAAAAUAUAAAAAAUAUACUGUA